Molecule: messenger RNA, 1357 nt
Organism: Nasonia vitripennis (jewel wasp)
Lineage: Eukaryota; Metazoa; Arthropoda; Insecta; Hymenoptera; Pteromalidae
Product: COMM domain-containing protein 3
Exons: 3
Coding region: 268-840 (190 amino acids)
Biological process (GO): sodium ion transport
Source: RefSeq, a predicted model, not a curated record
AGCUAAGCUCCCCUCGCGCUCGCCACGUCGUGGUGCUCCGCUAAGCGGCGCGUCGGGCCGCAUGUGGUGGUAGGAGGGGACAUAUAUAUAUAUAUAUAUAUAUAUAUAUAACUAUACUACGGCGAUAUUUAGUAUUACUAUACCUAUACAUUAUAUAGCACGCGUGCGCGUGCUCAGUGUAUACUUAUAUAUAUACCGGAUCAGAUGAUUCGGAUUCUAACCUGGUGUAGUGUCAUUGUUACGGUAUAAGAGUGUUCUUGUAUUACCAUGGAACUCCCAGAAAGCAAAGUAAAAUGUUUGGUGAACGGACAGAAUUUAAACAAAUUGGACGACGAAACGUUCAAUGAAAUAUUGAGGCUUGCUGAAUCUCACGUUUGCGGAAAAACUGACACUGAAGCACUCACUAAACUAUAUGAUUCUAAGCCGGAUAUUGUUAAAUCUGCUUAUGCAGAUAUCACAAAGUUGCUUAUUGAGACUGCACGACACGAUACAAGUUCUGAAGAGCUAAGCAGUCUAUUAAGAUGCACUACCUUAAGUAAAACCUAUAUCGAUAGAUUCUGCAAAUUUUAUGGUAAUCAUAAGGAGCAACUUCAAGAAAGUUUGGAAUCAAUUGGUAAUAGUUUGCCACACAUCAUUGACGUAGACUGGAGACUGGAUUAUUGCAUUAAGUCAAGCAUAAACAGUCCUGCUGGAGUUCCUAUUUAUAAUGUAUCACUCAGUACAAUCAAACAUGGCAAUAUUGAAAAUGUUAAAUUUACAUGUACGGUACAACAAUUACAGGAAUUAGUUUACAAAUUAAAAGAUGCAGCUAGACAUACAGAAAAGCUGACAAAUUCUUAAAAAUAUUUAUCAAGGAUCUUUUUUAUACUUUUUUAAGAAUUUGUAUAUAUAUUUUUAUAAAUAAAAUGGAGGAGCAUAGUAUAAGUCAAAUACAAAAAAAACAACAGCAAUACUGGUGCAUUCUAUUAUAUUUUUGCAUGAAAGAGGAAAAACAUCUCCUGAUCCAUAUGUAAUAACUGAUUAAAAAUACAUUACUCUCCUGUCAAAUAUUUAUCUAGAAAUUAAUAUCUUCAGACAACAAAGAAAGAUACUAUCAGUAUGUCCUUAAGUAUUAAAUACAUAAUUAUAUUAAUAAUAUAAUAAUUUUCAAUUAUCGCUUCAUAUAUAAAUUCUUUAAACAUGAUACACUAUGUACAAAUAAAUUGGAGCUGCACUCCAUUCUAAAAAAAGAAGGAUAAGUGAAUCUGUUGCAUUCAUUACUGGAUUUUCGUUUUUCAUAUCGCGUUUUACACAUGCUGUCAAUAGUUUUGUUCAAACACAUUUUCCGCAUCUGAUUCGCUUCCCAAAUUUUUCAUUA